AUGUUUGUUCUAUUUCUGCUGGGCACAGUUUUUCUGCUCUGCCCAUACUGGGGUAAUCUUCAAGACCCUUCAAAAGAGACUGAAAUAAUGUGUUAUAAAUGUAGAAAGUAUCAUCUUGGAUUGUGCUAUGAUGUCAUGAAAUCCUGCAGCCUGAAGCACAAGCAGUCCUGUGCUGUUGAGAACAUCUAUGUACUUACAAGAAAAGGGAAGAGUAUGUAUCAUUAUUCAAAACUGUCGUGUAUGACCAACUGUGAAGACAUCAACUUCUUGGGUUUUGAAAAGAGGACUGAGCUUAUCUGUUGCAAUCAUAGUAACUAUUGCAACCUCCCUGAAGGACUCUAG
Molecule: messenger RNA, 342 nt
Organism: Propithecus coquereli (Coquerel's sifaka)
Lineage: Eukaryota; Metazoa; Chordata; Mammalia; Primates; Indriidae
Gene: PATE2
Product: prostate and testis expressed 2
Exons: 4
Coding region: 1-342 (113 amino acids)
Source: RefSeq, a predicted model, not a curated record